This is a messenger RNA of Aureobasidium vineae, 3384 nucleotides long. NCBI's taxonomy places the organism in Eukaryota, Fungi, Ascomycota, Dothideomycetes, Dothideales, Saccotheciaceae. The record is from the annotation of a GenBank genome assembly.
CGUCGAUUUGCUGUGGAGCACCAAACUCAACUCCAGCCUACCAUUCUGCCUGAGGAAAAGAUCACCAAAAACAACGACGGUCCGCGUAGCGACAGCAUAGACCGCGGACACUGGAUGCUUAAGCGUAUGCUCAAAUGCAGAUGCCAUGUCAACGACCCUCUACUCACCGCUCUGGCGCAGAACGGUGCUCUCCGUCUCCGCUGUGAUUGCGCGCUCGUGUCAUUGACAAAAAAUGGUUCACCACGCGUCUUCGCAGACGCUGGACAGUCCACCUCGCUAUGUACCCCGAACAACCACACCGCCAUCAACAAACGCCAACAACAGGCGUCUCUGGAUCGAAUUCAAUCAUCAGCCAUCUUCCAAGGCUUGGAGUCCUCGACGACUGAUUCUGACAAUGUCAUUGCCGAUCAGACUCGACAUAUCAUCCGGGACUUGGCUUGCCUCGAAUACCAAGAGGAUGGUGUGUUAUAUUGGAAGUCGUAUGCUGCCGUCCCAAUCAAAUCUGCCACAGGUCAACUUCUGGGAAGUUAUUGUGUCAUGGAUGGCAAGAUACGACGCGACUUCCUUGAGCCGGAGACUUACAAUAUUCUGAGUGAUAUCGUUUCCGCCAUCUCGAUCCAUCUAGAGUCACAAACCGCUCGGCUUGAGAGGGAUCAUGAUAGGAAAGCCAAGCUGGAUCUUUCGAGAUUUCUGGAGCAUAACAGACCACAACCUGCGAGGGAGUUUGACACAUCCAGCCAUCUACCAAGUUUAUUGCAUGAUCUCACAGACUCUGAGCAAAGACACUCGAGUCCCGACUCCUCGUCUUCUUCCAAUAGCGCUCUGGCCGGCAAGCCGCUUGACGGAACCGUCUCUUCAGUUGAGAAUACUCCCUUGACGACCCCAGCAGAAGAAUGUUGUGGAUUCAGCUUUCUGGACCCGCUACCAGUGCCUGCAAUGACUCCCUGCUUGCUGGACCAGAAUUCCGUAGCCGAGUCACACGAAUAUUUCGGGAAUGCCAAUAGCCGACCAUCAAACCAGACACUGUCAGAUGCUACAAAUCUGAUUCGCGCCGCUCACGAUCUUCAAGGGCUGGUAUUGUUGGACACCACUUUCAGCAGUAACGACAACCUGUUCCAACCCAUCGACAACACAACAGCCGAGCAUCUGUCCAUGUGUGAGAAGCUCGAAGUCUCCAUGGUCGCGGAAGAUCGUACUCCCGCACGCAUCACAUCUUCCAUGUCCAUCGAGCACGAGACUCUCGACUACCUCAUCUCAUACUUCCCUCAAGGCUGUAUUCUAAAAGUCGACGAAGGAGAAGUAUUGGCUCUCGUCGUUGAGGAAACGUCGAGUUGUGGACUAUCGUCGUAUGAGAAACUAGACAAGACCCUUGUCAUACCUCCAGAUUUGUAUCUGCUUCUUCACCAGGCCCAAUCCCUGAUCUUCAUGCCUUUGUGGGACUCGGCACGCCAGGCCUUCUACGCCGGCAUGCUGGGUUGGCCUGUGGAUCCCACGCGAGUGUUCACUGAGCAUGACCUACUUUCUUUGGCUAUAUAUGGCAGGAUCCUGACUGCAGAAAUCACACGCUUAGCAACAAAGUCUGAUUUUGUAUCCUCUCUGAGUCAUGAACUACGUUCACCGUUGCAUGGAUGCCUGGCUGCUGUCGAAGUUUUGCGCGACACCGCACUCGACAAGCCCCAGAUCGAUCUCCUGGGGAUGAUCGAAUCUUGUGCUUCAACACUAUUGUACACGAUGAACCACUUACUGGAUUUCUCUAAAAUCAAUGAUCUCGAUCGCAUGCCAUCCAGGAAUCGUAGAGGCUCUCAUGGCGACACAUUACCAGAUGUGCCCCGAAACACAUUUGGCCAAACCGUCGAGGACUACUUGUGCCGUCUUGUUCAAGACGUGGUUGAGGGUGUUUCAUAUGGCCAUGAUAGGGAGCAAGCUGCCCACCAAUCAGACCUGAGUGGUUUACCACAAGACCAUACAAUGCACUUUGACAUCGAUGAGGCUACUGUAAAGAACAAGGAUGUUGCCGUCUUUCUAUACAUGGAGAGUCUGACAGCAUGGUUCUCCAUGGUUUCGGCCGGAGCCUGGAAGAGAUUGGUCAUGAAUCUGUUUGGCAACGCGCUCAAAUUCUGUCCAAGCGGCCAUAUCGAGAUUACUCUCAAAAUGGUACCGGAUCCAAAGAAUUGCGAGAAACGGAUGGCUCAUCUCAUGGUCAGCGAUACGGGUAUUGGGAUGAGCGAGAAGUUCCUGAAGCAUGCACUCUACCGUCCAUUUGUGCAAGCCAACUCGCUUGUCAGUGGAACCGGGCUCGGGCUCAACAUCGUGAAGCAGAUUGUCAACGACAUGCAUGGGACCAUUAGUGUCAAGAGCACAUUGGGUACUGGCACUCGAUUUGACGUGCUUGUUCCUGUCAUAGAGCGGGAAUCUAUCUCUGACGAAGUUAUACUCGAUGGAGGCGAGAUAUUGGACCCGGAAGCACUUUUGAGGGGUCGCACACUUUGCUUGCUCUCAUGUCCCCGCAACCCAAUUGGAGGUGCCUCUGAAUUGCAUGAGCGUACAGACCUGAUCCAUUCCUACGUGAAGUCGAUCGCGGACAACUGGUUCCACAUGAAGGUCGUUUUGGCCGAAAUGGCUGAAGCAGUUGACGCAGACUUUCACAUCGCCGAGGCUUCGGACUAUGGCGUCUAUGCUUGCUCGGCAAGUAAGAGGUCAGGUAUGACUGACAGACGUCGUACAAUUUUGGUUGGCAACCAGAAGCAGUUGGUGCAGGCUCGACGCCAGUGCGCUGAUGACUUUGUCGAGCUGAAUUACCCACUUGGACCCCGCGCACUCGUCCGCGCUCUUCAUGCCGCUCUGAGGAUGCCAAUAGACCAGCCCCGUCAAAGCGUUCCGGCUUUUGCUACCACAAACGCGCUGGCACAGACCGAGGCGAAAUUGUGUGUCGAACCUUCCAACCAGCGAACAGAGGACACUACCACUGAGCCUGCCAUCAGGGAUAUCGCCAACAACCUCACCAAGCCACAACAUCUCCUCCUCGUCGACGACAACGCUAUUAAUCUCAAACUCCUCUCGACAUUCAUCAAANAACUCUCCUUGGACGCCCACACAGCCACCGACGGCGAAGACGCACUCCAAACCUACAAGAGUUUUGCACAGACACACCCCUUUACCACCAUCCUCAUGGACAUUUCGAUGCCCAAGAUGAACGGUUUUGAAUCUUCGCGCGCCAUCCGCGACUUUGAGGUGCAAAAUAAAAUGCCGCGAUCUAGGAUCGUCGCGCUGACGGCAUUGGGGUCUGAGGCGUCGAGGCGUGAGGCCGAGGCGAGUGGGAUUGAUGAGUUUCAGAUGAAGCCUGUGGCGCUGAAGACACUGAAGGGGUUAUUUCAGAGCGAGUCU